Molecule: messenger RNA, 2621 nt
Organism: Durotheca rogersii
Lineage: Eukaryota; Fungi; Ascomycota; Sordariomycetes; Xylariales; Xylariaceae
Exons: 4
Coding region: 218-2368 (716 amino acids)
Source: RefSeq, a predicted model, not a curated record
AUUCGCCCCUAGCGGUUCGCGUUGAGGGCUGCAUGCGGACAUCGUGAACCUCAGCCUCCUGCGACUGGCCCAGCAACAUCUCAGACAUCAUCACCACUCUUCCAUAACCACGUCACCUCCCCUCCACGCCGCUUUCCUUCUUCUUUCUAAAACACGCACACCAUUACCUCCCCCCCUAUCCCCCAUCCCCUCAUGCCGCGUCGUAGUUCUCGGGUGCAUGAUGGCGCCACGCGGACCUGGCCCGGUGGUACCCCAACCGUCGCUGCCGCCGUCGCACGUGCAACCUCGUCAGCCUUACAACACCCAAGGCUACAUGCCCAACGGCGCUCCCAGUGCCCACCCGCAUCUCGGUCCCGCUGCUCCGGGUGCCGUCCCUCUACUGCCCAACCAGGGCCGAAUCAUCCAGUCGGGUCCUAUCCGUGUCCUCUGCAUAGCCGACGUACGAGGGAACCUACACUCCCUGAACGAUCUCGCCAAGAAGGCACAGGCCGACCACAUUAUUCAUACCGGUGACUUCGGCUUCUACGACGAUACGUCGUUGGAUCGCAUCGCGGAAAAGACUCUGAAGCAUGUCGCCCAAUACUCGCCCUUGAUCUCCGACGCCAUCAAGAAGGCCAUCACCCAAGGCGGGCCCGGUUCUGUCAAGGCGCGAUUCACUCCUCAAGAGCUACCUCUGUCCGAGUUGCCUCUGCUCAUCAGUGGCAAAGUCAAGCUGGAGGUACCCGUCUACACCGUCUGGGGCGCUUGCGAGGAUGUACGCGUACUGGAGAAAUUCCGAUCCGGCGAAUACAAGGUGCCGAAUCUGCAUAUCAUCGAUGAGGCAAGAUCUAUGCUGCUGGAAAUCGGCGGUGUAAAGUUGCGACUUCUCGGUCUCGGUGGCGCUGUCGUCAUGCACAAGCUGUUCGACAACGGGGAGGGUCGAACUACCAUUGCGGGCGGACAGGGUACCAUGUGGACUACCCUACUCCAGAUGGGCGAACUAGUCGAUACAGCUAACCGCGUGUAUGACCCGACCGAAACCCGUGUUUUCGUUACGCAUGCUUCCCCCGCACGCGAGGGUAUCUUGAACCAGCUUUCGGUCAGCCUCAAGGCUGACUUCUCUAUUUCUGCUGGCCUGCAUUUCCGGUACGGUAGCUCGUACAACGAGUUCAGCGUGAACCCGACCUUGGAUCACUACCGGGGUAAGCUCGCCGCCUCGAAGGCGUCGUUUAACGAUGUCUGGGAGACGGUCAAGGGAGAGGUGGAGCCCGCGAUCCAGCAGAACGAGGCUCAGCAGAAGCUUUUACAAAAUGCGCUGGACCUCGUCGAAAAGAUGCCUAGAACUGCGGCGGGCGGAAACCCCUUUGGCGGUCCUGUUGGCGGCCCCGGCGCGCAGGGUCAGGUCGACGAGAGCGCAUUCAAGAAUAUGUGGAACUUCAACUUGGCGGAUGCCGCGUUUGGCUGGUUGGUGCUGGAAAUACAAGAUGGCCGUAUCGGCACCGAGAUGCGGGCGCAGGGGUUCAACUUCUCACACCGCGGAGCCAAGCAACAAGCUACCCUACCGCAGAGCACGCCUUCGCCAGCACCUACCGCCAGCGGGCCCCCUCCACAGACCUCAGCAACGUCUGCAGGUCCCCCGACAGUAUCCGCCCCGCCGCCUUAUAGCCCGCCACGAAAUCCGUCGGUGCCAUCAUCUUCUAAACCAAUCACGGUCACCCCUUUACAACCGAAACCUACCACGCCGAGGCCAACUACGGCCUCUCCAACCCCUAAUGCCACGGCCAAUAAAGAGAACGAGAAGCCUACGAGUGCUAACGGAUCGGCACACGGACUAGAAAGUGCGCCGUCGCCUGCGCCGCGACCGUCUGCUGAUAGUAUUAUCGGAUUAUUUGUUAUGAACGUCCAGAGCGAUGAGCAGACUCGCGAUAUCUUCCCCGACGAGCACAAGGCCAAAAUUACCAAAGUGGAAAGGUGGGGAAAUAAUAGUAACAACAAGGUUGCCCACUUCCAGAGCGCGGAGGACAGAGAUGCAGCAUACUCUAGUCUCUCUGACGAGUUCAAAGUUCGCCAAGCCGAAGACCGGUCGAAGCCGUUGGUGAAGAUCUUCCAACCACGCGAUUCCAAACCUACCUAUGCAGGUAGAGGCGGAGCCGGAACCUGGGGUAGCGGUAGAGGCCGGGACUCGACGAGCGGAUACCGUAGUGCCGGUGACCGCGGAGGGUUGAGCGGCGGCGAGAGCGGGCCUGAGACCGGCCGCCGUGGCGGUCGCGGCGGCGGAUCACGCGGGGUUAGGGGCGAGCGAGGCGGCCGUGGCGGCAGAGGUGGCCGUGGCGGCUUGAAUAAAGGCGAGGGCGGCAGCGGUUCGCCCGCCCCCACAGGCGACUCGUAAAUAGGUCGACCGCCCAUAGAACGCCUCGUUACUUACGGGUCCUCGCCUAUACUCCGCUAAUGACUUCGCGCAACAACGCGCAUUCUUUGCUUGUAUUCUGGCGCUCUUUCUUCCAACCGGCUUUCUGUCGUCAUACAGGUGGAGUUCAGAGGAUCUGCCGGCCUGCGAAGGAAGCAUUCAGAAGGGGGGAAAUACCAGUCGUUUCAUCCUUUUUGAGAAAACGGAGGUUAGGGUGUGGAUGGUUUGCCCGACG